Messenger RNA from Pseudogymnoascus destructans, 399 nucleotides. RefSeq lists its product as uncharacterized. The record is from RefSeq and is a predicted model, not a curated record. The coding region runs from base 1 to 399 and encodes 132 amino acids. The transcript has a single exon. Lineage: Eukaryota; Fungi; Ascomycota; Leotiomycetes; Thelebolales; Thelebolaceae.
AUGGCGCAUGCUUGGACGAGUGGUCAGAAAGGUGGUCGGCCGAGUAAAGCUUCUGAAGCGGCACGUAUCGCCUCAGAGACAUCUUUCUUUAGGGUUACAACCAGCCCUGUCGCAUGUCAGACCUUCUAUCGAAGCAACUUCUUUCGAUACUUUGUUGUGAAGCCUGUGAUGGACACUAGGCUAGCAAGUGCCAUCGCCAACUUAGGCGACAAUGCGGCGAACUCAAUCCCACUUAGACUUGAAGACCAGAUCACAUUUCAGCUAGCUCGGAAGCUUAACGCCACGGAACCGUCUCUUCCAGGACACGGCCAUCAUUAUACACAGGUCUCCCCAUGGUUAGACACUACUCAAUGGACCCGCUAUACUCAAGGCCAUGAUCUUCAUGAGCAGCUCGUCUAA